Antrostomus carolinensis (chuck-will's-widow) is the source of this 1854-nucleotide messenger RNA. RefSeq names its product adaptor protein, phosphotyrosine interacting with PH domain and leucine zipper 1 (gene APPL1). The transcript has 18 exons. Gene Ontology annotation, biological process: insulin receptor signaling pathway; signaling. The record is from RefSeq and is a predicted model, not a curated record. Lineage: Eukaryota; Metazoa; Chordata; Aves; Caprimulgiformes; Caprimulgidae. Gene Ontology annotation, cellular component: cytoplasm; endosome membrane. Gene Ontology annotation, molecular function: protein kinase B binding. The annotation marks the transcript as partial.
UGUCUUUUACAGCUCAGUUCUUGCCAUGCAGUACUUUCAACUCAGCUUGCAGAUGCAAUGAUGUUUCCUAUUACCCAGUUUAAAGAAAGGGAUCUAAAAGAGAUAUUAACUCUAAAAGAAGUUUUCCAAAUUGCAAGCAAUGACCAUGAUGCUGCCAUUACCAGAUACAGUCGGUUGUCAAAAAGAAGGGAAAAUGAAAAGAUCAAGGCUGAAGUUACAGAAGAUGUAUAUACUUCCAGGAAAAAACAGCAUCAGACUAUGAUGCAUUAUUUCUGUGCAUUAAAUACUCUUCAGUACAAAAAGAAAAUUGCUAUGCUGGAACCCUUGCUAGGAUACAUGCAAGCUCAGAUAAGUUUUUUUAAAAUGGGUUCAGAAAAUCUUACUGAGCAACUGGAAGAAUUUUUGACCAAUAUUGGCACAAGUGUACAGAAUGUUCGCAGGGAAAUGGAGUGCGAAGUAGAAAACAUGCAGCAAACUAUAGAGGACUUGGAAGUAGCUAGUGAUCCACUGUAUUUGCCUGAUCCUGAUACUACAAAAUUUCCUGUUCAUAGAAAUCUAACACGGAAAGCUGGCUAUCUCAAUGCAAGAAAUAAGACAGGGCUGGUAUCUUCCAGUUGGGAGAGACAGUUUUACUUCACUCAAGGUGGAAAUUUGAUGAGCCAGGCAAGAGGUGACGUAGCUGGGGGACUUGUCAUGGAUAUAGAUAAUUGUUCUGUAAUGGCUGUGGACUGUGAAGACAGACGGUACUGUUUUCAGAUAACAUCUUUCGAUGGUAAAAAGUCUUCAAUCUUACAGGCAGAAAGCAAAAAAGAUUAUGAAGAGUGGAUAUGCACCAUAAACAACAUAUCUAAACAGAUAUAUCUAAGUGAAAACCCUGAGGAAAUUGCUGCACGUGUAAAUCAGUCAGCUCUGGAGGCUGUUACUCCAUCUCCUUCCUUUCAGCAGAGGCAUGAGAGCAUGCGGCCAACCAUACAAUCUCGUCCUCCUGCAGCUCGUACUAGCAGCACAGGGUCGCUGGGAUCUGAAUCAGCAGCUUUAUCAGCACUUUCCUUGGAUUCACUCGUUGCCCCUGACACUCCUAUACAAUUUGACAUAAUAUCUCCAGUUAGUGAAGAUCUGCCUGGUCAAGCAAAAUCUUCAGGGCAGUCGGGCAGACGCACAAAUCCUUUUGGUGAAUCCGGAGGCUCAAAAUCUGAAACAGAAGAUUCAAUUCUUCAUCAGUUAUUUAUUGUAAGAUUUCUUGGCUCUAUGGAGGUGAAGUCUGAUGAAAGUCCUGAUGUCGUUUAUGAAACAAUGCGUCAAAUCCUAGCAGCUCGUGCCAUCCAUAACAUAUUCAGGAUGACAGAAUCACAUUUAUUAGUCACUUGUGACUGUUUAAAGUUAAUUGAUCCACAGACACAAGUUACAAGACUACGAUUUCCUUUGCCCAAUGUAGUCCUGUAUGCUACACACCAGGAGAAUAAGCGCCUUUUUGGAUUUGUGCUUAGAACUUCAGGAGGGAGAGUGGAGAGCCGCCAAACUUCUGUCUGCUAUAUAUUUGAAUCAAAUAAUGAAGGGGAAAAGAUCUGUGACUCUGUUGGACUGGCAAAACAGAUAGCUUUUCAUGCAGAACUGGAUCGAAAAGCAACAGAAAAGCAGAAAGAAAUAGAUAGAGUCAAAGAGAAACAACAGAAAGAACUGAAUAAACAAAAACAAAUUGAAAAGGACUUGGAGGAGCAAAGCCGGUUGAUAGCUGCUUCCAGCAGGCCGAACCAGAGCAGUGGAGAAGGACAAUUUGUAGUCCUUAGCAGUAGCCAGUCGGAAGACAGUGAUUUAGGAGAAGAUGGAAAGAAGAAGAGGGAAUCUGAAGCCUGA